CCCCUCGCCAUGAAGCGGCAGAACCUGCGCACGGCCGCGCUCAUCCUCUGCAUCUUCUCCUACCUGCUGGUGGGCGCCGCCGUCUUCGAUGCGCUGGAGUCGGAGGCGGAGAGCGGCCGCAAGCGGCUGCUGGAGCAGAAGCGCGGGGAGCUGCGGAGGAAGUACCGCUUCUCCGCCGACGACUACCGGGAGCUGGAGCGGCUGGUGCUGCAGGCCGAGCCGCACCGCGCCGGCCGCCAGUGGAAGUUCGCCGGCUCCUUCUACUUCGCCAUCACGGUCAUCACAACCAUCGGCUAUGGACACGCUGCCCCGGGCACGGAUGCCGGCAAAGUUUUCUGCAUGUUCUACGCCAUCCUGGGCAUCCCCCUGACGCUGGUCAUGUUCCAGAGCCUGGGGGAGCGCAUGAACACCGUGGUGCGGCUGCUGCUCAAGAAGAUCAAGAAGUGUCUGGGCAUGAGGACAACCCAUGUCUCCAUGGAGAACAUGGUCCUUGUGGGCUUUCUGUCCUGCAUGGGCACCCUGUGCAUCGGCGCCGCAGCCUUCUCUUACUUCGAGGGCUGGACUUUCUUUCAUGCCUAUUACUACUGCUUCAUCACCUUGACCACUAUUGGCUUUGGAGACUUUGUGGCUCUGCAGAAGAACGAGGCUCUGCAGAAGAAGCCCCCGUACGUGGCUUUCAGCUUCAUGUACAUCCUGGUGGGCCUGACCGUCAUCGGCGCCUUCCUCAACCUGGUGGUGCUGCGGUUCCUGACGAUGAACUCGGAGGACGAGCGGCGGGACGCCGAGGAGCGAGCCUCGCUGAGGAGAGCCCGGAACAACAUCCACCUCAAGCCAAAAGAGGACAGCCGGAGCAGCAACGCCAUUUUUCUCCCCGCGGAGGACAGGACGAGCCAGAUGAACCUGAUCCCGCUGGUCCAGGAGGACGCGGAGAGGCAGCGGCGCCAGUCGGCCAACUCGGCGGCCGCGGUGCCCUCCUUCUGCACGUGCCUGUGCUACAGACCCCAGGUGUGCGGCAGCCCCGUGCCCUCCCACCCCGAGACUCUGAGCUGCCACACCAACCCCGUGUACUACAACUCCAUCUCCUACAAAAUCGACGAGGUGUCCCUGAGCACGCGGGGUCAGACCGGCUCUUCCCCGGGGAGCACUUUGUCAUCCAACAGCCCUCGCUGCCGGCAGCACCCCCGGCUGCGCAGGAAAUCCAUCUAAGGAGCGCGUGCCAAGCUGCACCCAGCGCUCGAGUCUUACCAUGAUGAAAAAUUAAGAACAGAGAUGCCAGGUUCUUCUUACUCUCUCAUUUCUUCUGUUACUCUCCCCCUUCAGCUGGCAGCCAGCCCCAUGCAGGGUCCAGCAGGAGCCUUUAAACCCUGUCGAGAAAUAAGUACUCCUUUUUUGCAGGCACUGAAUGACAUUGUCGGUUUUUAUUUGCUUUUUCCUCCCAAGUAGGUUCAGGCAUUUGGGUCUGGCAAGAGCCCCCCUGGUGUGAAGCCCGGCGAGCUGUAGGUUUGCUUUCCCACCUCCCUGCUCCCCAAAGGGUGCUUUGCUGCUUUCCCACCCUGCCAAACCUUGGCUGUGGCUGCUGCCAGCACAUGGCUCCUGCUCCAUGGGGUGGGUUGCACUUGCUGAGAGUACCAGAAGCAGGGCCCAUGUGAGUGAGCCCUGCAGGGUUGGGGGCCUUUAAGUUGUCCCCUGACACUGGAUGCAGGUAAGUCAGUGCCAUGCAGUAGGUUUGCAGCUGGUGAUGGGCAGGAGGGAAUGGGCUCAGCACAUGGGGAUGGCUUCAUGGAGUUGCAUCUCCCAGGCCUUUAGGCUGGCUCAGUGCUUCUGGAAGCUGGAGGCCCAUGCACUCACCCACUUGCCCACCAGCACACCGUACCUCUUACACCUUACUGCCACUGGUGGGUCCUGAGCUGGCUGGUGGGAUGCUGUGUCCCACUCACAGGGGAAGCUGAACUCCUGCAGUCCUGCCCAGCCCUCCUUUGCUGAGCCCGCACUGUGCUAAGGACAGCCCCAGGGAGAGCCUUCCUCAACCACACAAAGUCACUUGAAAAGGGCUUGGCCUUGAGGAGACUUUUUUUUUAGCUAAAAUCACCCCUCCCUUCCCCACCUUUCCUCCAGCUGGAAGCCCCAGCAGGAGUGCCAGCUCCUCACCUCCUCACAGUCCCCACGAGCCCCUGGGUCUGUGUUUAUUGCUGCUGGGAUUACCUGAGGGGGCUGAUCCCAUCCCCACGUGCCCCCCACACCUAGGAGGCUCUUUCCAGCUAGUGGCCUUUGUCCAUCCUGUCUCAUCUGCAGGAAAGCAGGACUAGGCUCUGACAGCGGCAGGAGCCCUGUCUCACUUUUUUUUUCCCCAGUAAAGGGACAUUGUCACUAUUGGCUCUAUCUAAAAUACCCUCUGAGGGGGUUUUCCUGAAGGAAAAUCCACUUUUCUUGAUGUGAAGGCAUGGAGAGUGCCAGUGUUGGAAAGGUCUCAGGGCAGGCUUUGCUCUCUCCCCUUUUGUUCUGGGUGGCAGCUUAAUAAAAGAUGAAUCCAG
Molecule: messenger RNA, 2531 nt
Organism: Neopelma chrysocephalum (saffron-crested tyrant-manakin)
Lineage: Eukaryota; Metazoa; Chordata; Aves; Passeriformes; Pipridae
Gene: KCNK15
Product: potassium two pore domain channel subfamily K member 15
Exons: 2
Coding region: 10-1206 (398 amino acids)
Biological process (GO): potassium ion transmembrane transport; stabilization of membrane potential
Cellular component (GO): membrane
Molecular function (GO): potassium ion leak channel activity
Source: RefSeq, a predicted model, not a curated record